CCAACCUCUCUCUCUCUCUCUGCUUCUGAAAUUCUCUUCUUUUGAAGGAACUGUCUCUCUCUCUCUCUGAAGCCCUGUUCUUUUGAAGUAAUCCUCUCUCUGUGCUUCUGAAAUCCUCUUCUUUUGAAGGAAUCCUCUCUCUCUCUCUCUCUCUCUCUCUCUCUCUCUCUCCGCUUCUGAAAUUCUCUUCUUUGAAGGAAUCCUCUCUCUUUCUCUCUGUCUCAUCUUUCUGUCUGGUUUUCGAUAUUCGAACUCUCUGUAUAAAAGAGGAAAGAGAUGGGAGGAGAAGAAGAAUCAAAGAAGGUAGAAGAAGUGGAAGCUCCUUGUGCACCAGCAACACCAGCAGCUGAAGAGCCUCCUCCGCCAGCACCUGUUGAAACUCCAAAGGACGUUACGGAGGAGAAGUCAGUCAUUCCACGAGCUCCGUCUGAUGAGAAAGUCGAUGAUUCCAAGGCUCUUGCUGUCAUCGAGAAGGUUCCGGAUUCAGAAGGGGGGUCAAUUAACAGAGAUGCCAUUCUUACGCGUGUUGAAACUGAGAAGAGGAUGUCCUUGAUCAAAGCAUGGGAAGAAAGUGAAAAGACUAAAGCUGAGAACAAGGCUUACAAGAAGCAGUCGUCAAUCGGGUCGUGGGAGAACACAAAGAAAGCCAAUGUGGAAGCUCAGCUGAGAACGAUAGAGGAAAAACUGGAAAAGAAGAAGGCUGAAUAUGCAGAGAAAAUGAAGAACAAAAUCGCACUCAUCCACAGGGAAGCGGAAGAGAAGCGGGCCAUGGUUGAAGCCAAGCGUGGUGAAGAGAUACUCAAGGCUGAGGAGAUAGCUGCAAAAUACCGUGCCACUGGGGCCACCCCAAAGAAGAUCUUUGGCUGUUUUGGACCUUAAAAGUUCCCAAAACACGCAAGAAUGAAACCAGAAAAAGAAAAAAAAGAAAAAAAGGUUGGUUUUCUCUUCUGUAUAUUUCCUGCUUUCUUCUCUUGAUUUCUACUGUUUGUGUGAAUUUUAAUUAUUAUUUAGGGAGAGGUUAUUGUUUGCAGGUGUUUAUAGUUUGGGUUAUGUUUGUUUAUAUGUGUAUGAUAUAUUUAAAAUAUUUGAUUUAUGAGAACUAAGUUUGGAAAUA
Molecule: messenger RNA, 1114 nt
Organism: Magnolia sinica
Lineage: Eukaryota; Viridiplantae; Streptophyta; Magnoliopsida; Magnoliales; Magnoliaceae
Product: remorin-like
Exons: 5
Coding region: 277-879 (200 amino acids)
Source: RefSeq, a predicted model, not a curated record